AUGAAGGCUCAAGUUGGCGACCCCCGAAGGGGUCAUCUAUUGCCGGCCCUUGCCGUCGCCUUAGCCAUUCUCUUCACAAGCAAUGUAGCCACCGUCUCCGGUGAUUCGUAUGACUAUAAGUCGCCGCCACCACCCUCACCUUCAUCUCCUCCACCAUAUGUCUACAAAUCCCCUCCUCCACCAUCACCAUCUCCUACUCCUCCACCAUAUGUUUACAAGUCUCCUCCACCACCUUCUCCUUCACCUCCACCACCAUACAAAUAUGUGUCUCCUCCACCUCCUGAGAAGUCACCACCUCUGCCAUAUGUCUACAAGUCUCCUCCACCACCUUCGCCAUCUCCUCCGCCACCUUACCACUAUGCAUCGCCUCCACCACCAAAGAAGUCCCCCCCACCACCCUAUUAUUACGAGUCCCCACCUCCACCAUCAAAAUCACCUCCACCGUACUCCUACAAAUCUCCUCCUCCUCCGCAUUACAACGAGCCUGUCGUCAAGGUAGUUGGACAGGUCUAUUGUUACAAGUGCUAUGACUGGAAAGACACAGUGGAUUCCCACAUGAAGAAACUCUUUGAAGGUGCCACGGUUAAGGUGACGUGCAUGGCCGGCUCCAAGGCCUUUGUGGCCUACGGCGAGACCAAGAGCUACGGCGAAUACAGCGUCGUCGUCGAAGGCUUCCCCUACUCCAAGUAUGGCGCUGAGGCUUGCAAGGCCGAGCUCGACGCCGCGCCCAAGGGGUCGCCCUGCAACAUCGCCACCGAGCUCAACAAGGGGGCCGAGCUCAAGGUUGAGUCCAAGUCCCACGAGGAGGUAGUCCUCAUGGCCAAGCCCCUCGCCUUCGCCCCAGAGAAGCCCUUUAAGGAGUGCAACAAGCUCACGCCCCCCUACUACUACAAGUCUCCCCCUCCUCCGACGAAGUCACCACCACCUCCCUACCACUACAUGUCUCCUCCUCCUCCUGAGAAUUCACCACCACCUCCCUACCCCUACACGUCCCCACCACCACCGGAGAAAUCCCCCCCACCUCCCUACAUCUACAAGUCCCCGCCACCACCCUCACCAUCUCCUCCUCCUCCCUAUGUCUACAAGUCCCCUCCACCGCCGAUGAAGUCUCCUCCUCCUCCAUAUGUAUACAUGUCCCCACCACCACCCUCACCAUCUCCUCCUCCUCCCUAUGUCUACAAGUCCCCUCCACCGCCGAUGAAGUCCCCACCACCACCUCCCAAAUACUACUAA
Phoenix dactylifera (date palm) is the source of this 1233-nucleotide messenger RNA. Its product is annotated as Proline-rich extensin-like family protein. Gene Ontology annotation, molecular function: structural constituent of cell wall. The record is from RefSeq and is a predicted model, not a curated record. Gene Ontology annotation, biological process: plant-type cell wall organization. NCBI's taxonomy places the organism in Eukaryota, Viridiplantae, Streptophyta, Magnoliopsida, Arecales, Arecaceae.